AUGCCACCAGUAGUUGGUGAUGGUGUAUGUGAGAGGACCCCUCCUGUUAACAAGCUAUAUGUGUUAGAUUCUAUGAUAAGAUUAACCAUUGAGGCAGCUGUUAUAUUCUAUCGUGAAAGUGGCCAUGGUAUGCUGUUGUUAUCAAUACUUGCUGUGUGGGGUGCUUACCUCUUCUCGACCCGUGGUAAAUACAUACCUAAUGGUAAGAUUACACCUGGUAUACGAGGAGGCGACCCUAAGGAUACUACUGGCUUUGUUGGUCUUAUUAACACAACUUUGAAGGAGAGGUAUGAUGCUAAUCACCUUACACCAUACGUUCUCAAUGGUCAUUGGGCAACAGCUUUGUUAUGGCUUGUUGUGGAUUACAAGAAGAAGCCUCAACUCAGACGUAGAUGGUUUAAAACUGAUGAUACUACACCCAAGCAUCCACAAUCCAUUGCUCUUGAUUGGUGCCUUCCUGAGGGAGAGCCCAACCGAGAGGUUAAAGGUAUUUACCUUGCUCUACAUGGCCUUAAUGGUGGCUCUGGUGAAGGAUAUGUAGUUGAUUUGUAUAAUACUGCUGUCCCUCAAGGAUAUGCUGUGUGUACUAUGAUAUCCCGUGGUCUUAGUGAUACUCCCUGUAGUGGAGGCCCUGAUGAUGCUUUCUCUGGUGCUAGGUAA
This is a messenger RNA of Perkinsus marinus ATCC 50983, 660 nucleotides long. RefSeq lists its product as hypothetical. Gene Ontology annotation, molecular function: short-chain carboxylesterase activity; monoacylglycerol lipase activity. The coding region runs from base 1 to 660 and encodes 219 amino acids. NCBI's taxonomy places the organism in Eukaryota, Perkinsozoa, Perkinsida, Perkinsidae. The transcript is spliced from 3 exons. The record is from RefSeq and is a predicted model, not a curated record.